Closterium sp. NIES-67 is the source of this 439-nucleotide messenger RNA. The record is from the annotation of a GenBank genome assembly. Lineage: Eukaryota; Viridiplantae; Streptophyta; Zygnematophyceae; Desmidiales; Closteriaceae.
GGGGCAUGGCAGCUUCGGGGAGCCACAGUAUUCUCAAAACUAGAUAUGCGGUCCGGAUAAUGGCAGAUAAGAAUGGCGGACGAUUCCGUUCACAAAACUGCUUUCCAAACUCGGUACGGAUCGUACGAGUAUCUGGUAAUGCCGUUCGGACUCACCAAUGCACUUGCAACAUUCCGAGCAGAGAUGAAUCAUAUUCUAUGCCCACUCUUGGACGAAUUCGUGGUGGUGUACCUGGACGACAUCCUCGUCUACUCGCGGGACAUGCAACAACACGUCGAACACCUAUGACGCGUCUUCGAAAUUCUUCGACGAGAACGCCUCUACGUCAAACUAUCCAAGAGCGACUUCGCCCUCGAGAAUGUCCAAUUCCUCGGACAUAUCGUAAGCACUCAAGGAGUUCACGUUGUGCCACGCACUGAGGAGACGGCACAACUCUUUG